CAGUUUCACUUACUGAGCCUAGUGGCCAUGUGAAGUCAAAGUCUUGUCAUCUGUUCUUUCUGGCAUAUGUAUUGUGAAGUGAAGCUCUUAACAAAGUAGUAAGACACAACAAUAACAACAACAACAACCAUGUCAGAAUCAAACGCAAUAGCAAAUGGUUUAGCUGGUGCAGGUGGUGGUAUUAUUGCUCAAAUCAUAACUUAUCCUCUUCAAACGGUAAACACACGCCAACAAACUGAGAGAAAUCUCAAGAAAAACAAGCUAACUCCUAGUACUGUUACUGCUCCUGGUACUCUUCUUCAGAUCUUUCAGGUUAUUGGAAGUGAAGGGUGGGGUGGAUUAUACAGUGGCCUCAAACCUUCUCUUCUUGGAACCGCUGCUUCUCAGGGAAUUUACUACUACUUCUAUCAAGUUUUUAAGAACAAGGCUGUGGCAAUUGCAGCUGCUAGGAAAGUCAAAGGGCAUGGAGAUGGUACUGUUGGAAUGUUUGGUUGGCUUGUUGUGGCUGCUAUUGCUGGGUCCUUGAAUGUAUUGUUUACAAACCCAAUAUGGGUUCUAGUAACUCGUAUGCAGACACAUACUCAAGCAGAAAGAAAAAUCAUGGACGAAAAGAAAGAAGCUUUAAGGAGGGCUGCUUCUGAAAGCAGCUUAUCAGACUCUACAUUACAAGACAAAUUGGCUGAACUGCAUUCUAUAAAACCUCGACCAUUUGGAACUAUACAAGCAGUUAAUGAAGUCUAUGGUGAAGCGGGUAUAAUUGGAUUUUGGAAGGGUGUCAUUCCUGCUCUUAUUAUGGUAUGCAAUCCAUCAAUCCAGUUCAUGAUUUAUGAGAGCACAUUAAAGCAUAUAAGGGCAAAACGCUCUGCUAAGAAGCAGGGAGAUACAAGUGUAACUGCUUUGGAGGUCUUUUUGGUGGGAGCAUUAGCAAAACUUGGAGCUACUGUCUCAACAUAUCCCUUACUUGUUGUCAAGUCAAGGCUUCAGGCAAAACAGGCGAUUGGCGGAAGUAACUCAUUAAGAUACUCAGGUACUUUUGAUGCAGUAUUAAAAAUAAUCCGUUAUGAAGGAUUGCCUAGCUUUUAUAAGGGGAUGAGCACAAAGAUAGUGCAGAGUGUUUUUGCAGCUUCUGUUCUAUUCAUGGUCAAGGAGGAGCUUGUUAAGGCUUUCAUGUUGCUGGCAAAAAAGAGCAAAAAAGUUGUAGUAAAUUUGAGUAGUUGACUUCUUUACCAUGUGGAAGGGAUAACUCUGUCCUAGUUUGCCUCUCCCUAUUGAUUAUUCACAGCUUGUGGUGAGGGAAUGAUUCUUCACUCUUCACCAAUAAUGGAUAUAUACAAUACCACAGGUCUCCCAAGAAUUUAACCUGUUAGGUGAAGACAAUACAUGAAUGGUUUUGUAUUUAAUUUCUAACAUGUUUUCUCACGCAAGAAUUAUUUAGAUUUGAAGCGUGGACAAUGCAGUGGUCUAUAUACAUCUCUAACAAUUUGUUACGAAGUGCCGCAGAUCCCUUUU
Messenger RNA from Gastrolobium bilobum, 1509 nucleotides. RefSeq names its product peroxisomal nicotinamide adenine dinucleotide carrier-like. Gene Ontology annotation, biological process: nucleotide transport; transmembrane transport. Lineage: Eukaryota; Viridiplantae; Streptophyta; Magnoliopsida; Fabales; Fabaceae. The record is from RefSeq and is a predicted model, not a curated record. The transcript has 11 exons. The coding region runs from base 130 to 1218 and encodes 362 amino acids.